UCAGCUCGGUGUGCGGGCUGAGCUUCGAUGGAGGACCACAUGACGGGGCACAACAAGGAGAAGCGUUAUGAGUGUGACAUGUGUGGCAAGGCCUGGCGGUGCCUGAGCGAGCUGGAAGCCCACCGGCGGGUGCACACGGGAGAACGUCCCUUCAACUGCUCGGAAUGCGGCAUGAGCUUCACCCACUACAAGUACCUGCAGGGGCACAACAGCGUGCACUCCAGCGAGAGGCCCUUCACCUGCUCCAACUGUGGCACGAGCUUCAAGACGGCGAAUCACCUGAAGAUGCACCAGCAGGUGCACCCGGGCGAGAAGCCCUAUGGCUGCUCCACCUGCGACAUGAGCUUUGUCCAGUUGUCGGGGCUACGGCAGCACCAGCGGGUGCACAGCAGUGAGCGACCCUUCACCUGCUCCGACUGCGGCAAAGGCUUCAAGUCGUCCAUGCAGCUGAAGAGGCACAGGCGCCUGCACGCCAGCGAGCGCCCCUACACCUGCAGCGACUGCGGUAAAGGCUUCACACAGUCCGACAAACUGCUGUCCCACCAGCGCACCCACACCGGCGAGCGCCCCUACCGCUGCGCCCAGUGCGGCAAGGGCUUCACCCACUCCAGCACCCUGCUGGAGCACCAGCGCAUCCACACCGGGGAGAGGCCCUACACCUGCACCAAGUGCGGCAAUGGCUUCACCCAGUCCGGUCACCUGCUAGAGCACCAGCGCACCCACACCGGCGAGCGCCCCUACACCUGCGCCCAGUGUGGCAAGGGCUUCACCCACUCCAGCACCCUGCUGAAGCACCAGCGCACCCACACCAGUGAGCGACCCUACACCUGCACCCAUUGCGGCAAGGGCUUCACCAGCUCCACCAGGCUGCUUUCCCACCAGCGCACACACACCGGCGAGCGCCCCUACACCUGCACCCAGUGUGGCAAGGGCUUCACCCGGUCCAGUCACCUGCUUGAGCACCAGCGCACCCACACCGGGGAGCGGCCCUACACCUGCACCCAGUGCGGCAAGGGCUUCGCCCGGUCCAGUAACCUGCUGGUGCACCAUCGCACACACACCGGCGAGCGGCCCUACACCUGCACCCAGUGCGGCAAGGGCUUCACCCGGUCCAGUCACCUGCUGGAGCACCAGCACACACACACCGCGGAGCGGCCCUGCACCUGCGCCCAGUGCGGCAAGAACUUCGUCUGCUCCAGCAGCUUGCUGAUGCACCAGUGCACCCACACUGGGGAGCUCCCAUACACCUGCACCCAGUGCGGCAACGGCUUUACCAGCUCCACCAAGCUGCUGUCCCACCAGCGCACCCACACAGGUGAGCGCCCCUACACCUGCGCCCAGUGCGGCAAGGGCUUCACCCGGCCCGGUCGCCUGCUGAAGCACCAGCGCACCCACACCGGGGAGCGGCCCUACACCUGCGCCCAGUGCGGCAAGGGCUUCAUCUGCUCCAGCAGCCUGCUGUCCCACCAGCGCACCCACACCGGCGAGCGCCCCCACACCUGUACCCAGUGUGGCAAGGGCUUCACCCGGUCUAGUCACCUGCUGCAGCACCAGCGCACCCACACCGGGGAGCGGCCCUACACCUGCACGCAGUGCGGCAAGGGCUUCACCCGGUCCAGUAACCUGCUGGUGCACAAGCGCACACACACCGGCGAGCGGCCCUACACCUGCACCCAGUGCGACAAGGGCUUCACCCGGUCCAGUCACCUGCUGGAGCACCAACGCACCCACACCGCGGAGCGGCCCUGCAUCUGCGCCCAGUGCGGCAAGAACUUCAUCUGCUCCAGCAGCUUGCUGGUGCACCAGUGCACCCACACUGGGGAGCGCCCCUACACCUGCACCAAGUGCGGCAACGGCUUUACCAGCUCCACCAAGCUGCUGUCCCACCAGCGCACCCACACAGGUGAGCGCCCCUACACCUGCGCCCAAUGCGACAAGGGCUUCACCCGGCCCAGUCACCUGCUGAAGCACCAGCGCUCCCACACCGGGGAGCGGCCCUACACCUGCGCCCAGUGCGGCAAGGGCUUCAUCUGCUCCAGCAGCCUGCUGUCCCACCAGCGCAUCCAUACCGGCGAGCGCCCCUACACCUGCACCCAGUGUGGCAAGGGCUUCACCCGGUCUAGUCACCUGCUGCGGCACCAGAGCACCCACACCGGCGAGCGCCCAUUCACCUGCACCCAGUGCGGCAAGGGCUUCACCCGCCCCGGCACCCUGUUGGAGCACCAGCGCACACACACCGGAGAGAGACCCUUUGUGUGUGUUGAGUGUGGCAAGGGUUUCACCCGCCUUGACCACCUGCUGGAGCACCGACGAGUCCACUCCGGCCAGUGCCCCUUCACCAGCCCGCUCUGCAGCAAGGCCUUUGCCUGCUCCUCCAGCCUGCUGGCACACCGCCACGUGGAUAGAUAGGCGCUGUUUAGGAAGACACAAAAUGCUGGAAGGAAUGGGUAACGUUUCUGGGUCGAGACCCA
This is a messenger RNA of Amblyraja radiata (thorny skate), 2471 nucleotides long. RefSeq names its product zinc finger protein 850-like. Lineage: Eukaryota; Metazoa; Chordata; Chondrichthyes; Rajiformes; Rajidae. Gene Ontology annotation, molecular function: RNA polymerase II cis-regulatory region sequence-specific DNA binding; DNA-binding transcription factor activity. The record is from RefSeq and is a predicted model, not a curated record. Gene Ontology annotation, biological process: regulation of transcription by RNA polymerase II. The transcript is spliced from 2 exons. The coding region runs from base 28 to 2409 and encodes 793 amino acids.